This is a messenger RNA of Verticillium dahliae VdLs.17, 2178 nucleotides long. RefSeq names its product glutamate-cysteine ligase. The transcript is spliced from 3 exons. NCBI's taxonomy places the organism in Eukaryota, Fungi, Ascomycota, Sordariomycetes, Glomerellales, Plectosphaerellaceae. Bases 1 to 2178 code for a protein of 725 amino acids. Gene Ontology annotation, biological process: glutathione biosynthetic process. The record is from RefSeq and is a predicted model, not a curated record. Gene Ontology annotation, molecular function: glutamate-cysteine ligase activity. Gene Ontology annotation, cellular component: glutamate-cysteine ligase complex.
AUGGGCCUCCUCGCCCUUGGCACGGCCCUCGACUGGCCUGACGCGAAGAAGAACGCCCAGCAGGUCCGCGAGUGGGGCAUCAAGCAACUUCUCGAAAUCUGGAACAAGGCCAAGGGUAAAGAGCGUGAUGCCAUGCUCUGGGGCGACGAGGUCGAGUACCUCGUCGUGACCUAUACCCAGGACGACCCCAAAGUCCGCCUGUCCCUGCGGCAGGCCGAGAUUCUGACCGCCCUCGCUGCGAGCCCCGAGCUCGCCGAAGGCGGCGGCGGUGUGCCUGACCUUCAGCAUGAUCAUGGCGCCGAUGCGGCCGCCACCAACGCCGACGAGCCCGCCGCCAAGCGCCGUUGUGUCGCCUCGAACGGGCCCGGAGCCUCAAACGGCGCUUCCGCCGCUGGUAGCGCAAAGCCUACCCUGCCCGUCUUCCACCCCGAGUUUGGCCGCUUCAUGCUCGAGGCCACCCCCGGCAAGCCCUGGGGCAUAGACUUUCGCGAGCUCCUCGGCGUCGAACCUGACAUGAAGCUCCGUCGCCGCAUUGCCAAGGACCACAUGCGUCCCGACGAGUACCCAAUCACCCUGACCACCUUUCCCCGUAUCGGAUGCCCCGGCGACUUCACAGCACCCCAUUACCCUCCGUCCGGCCCCCGCUUGCGCUCCCAGUUUGUUCCCGACGAGAUUGCCAACCCACACAUACGCUUCCCCACGCUCGCCGCCAACAUCCGCUGGCGGCGCGGCAGGAAGGUUCAGGUCAACGUCCCAGUCUUCCACGACCGCAAUACGCCCAUUCCCUGGAAAGACCCGACUGUAAACCGAGAUCUCCAUCUCUGGCCCGAGGACGAGGAUGUUCGUACCGGUGGUGCGGCUCCCGACGACUUCAUUCACAUGGACGCCAUGGCCUUCGGCAUGGGCAGCUGCUGCCUCCAGAUCACCUUUCAGGCCAAGAACAUCACCGAGGGUCGCAAGAUGUAUGAUCAGCUGAGCCCGCUCGGUCCCAUCAUGCUUGCGCUCACUGCUGCUACCCCCAUCUACAAGGGCUUCCUCGCCGCCACCGACGUUCGCUGGAAUCAGAUCAGUCGUGCCGUUGACGACCGCACGCCCGAGGAGCUGGGUGAGAAGCCUUUGAAAAACGACCGCUGGCGCAUCCCCAAGUCUCGCUACGCCUCAAACUCGACCUACAUAUCUACCGACCCUCGCUUGCGCCCCGAAUACAUGGACCCGAACCUCGUUGUUGACGAGGACAUCAAGGCCCAGCUCCUCGAAGGCGGCAUGGACGACCUUCUCGCCACCCACUUUGCACACCUGUUUAUCCGCGACCCCAUUGUCAUCUUCCAAGAGGACCUCGAAGAGCUUGAUCUUAACAAGACUGAUCACUUUGAGAACCUGCAAUCCACGAAUUGGCAGCACAUGCGUUUCAAACCGCCACCCGCCGACAACAGUAUCGGCUGGCGCGUCGAGUUCCGGCCCAUGGAGAUCCAGGUGACUGACUUUGAGAACGCUGCCUUUUCCGUCUUCAUGGUGCUGGUAACCCGCGCCAUACUGUCCUUUGACCUCAACUUCUACAUUCCCAUUACCCGGGUGGAUGAGAAUAUGGAACGCGCCCACGCCGUUGACGCUGUUCUCAAGGAGCGGUUUUACUUCCGUCGCAACCCGUUUCCCGCGCGUCGCGCCCGUGGUCUGAAUGGCGAAGGCGAUACGUCCUCUCGACCCGGUUCCCGUCCAGGAUCACGUGCUCCGAGCCGAGCGCCGAGCCGGCCUGCCACGCCGGUGGGUGCCGUCGAAGAUGAGUACACAGAGAUGACGGUGGACGAAAUCAUCAAUGGCUGUCAUGAUGGUUUCCCGGGACUCAUUCCCAUCGUCGAGAGUUAUCUCGACAGCGUCAACGUCGACGUCCAGACGCGCUGCGAGCUUGAUACCUACCUUCGCCUAAUCAGCCAGCGUGCGAGCGGCAAGCUUGCGACAGCGGCGCGCUGGAUCCGUGAUCUCGUCGAUGCACACCCGUCCUACAAGCAUGACAGCGUCAUUGGCGAGGAUAUACAGAAGGAUCUCAUUGGUGCCGUCAUUGCCGUCGGUGAGCGUGAGCUGUCUGGCCAGGGGUUUGCUGGCUUGGACGUGCCCGAUCUAAACCGCCUGUUGGGCAGCUUCCGCGGCGGCUGCGGCGGCGGUGAUGGCAUCAACCAAUAG